UGCAAUAGCUGAACAUUUUCUUUUCCGCGCUGCGGCCGAAUCUCGCGUGUGAGGGUGAGGCAUACCUUGUGAAUUACACAGUCCGUCCGUCCUUCCUCAAUUCACAGCGCGCACAUAUACAAUAAAACACCUACAUUCAUUUACAAAUUUCCACCCAAAUUCAACCGCCGCUAUGUGACCGCUUCGCGAGUCGGACAACAUCCGGGAGUACAUCGCGCGAUUUAUUUUUAUUUUCUUGGAUUAAUCAGCGUCCGCUCGAUAGUAAGGAAAUUAUCUCCUUAACCUGUAUUUUGCGGGAUUUAUUCGGGAAUUAUUAUUUCGCAUCGAUGGAGCGGAAUAUUCUUCUGGGAAUUGUGUUCCUGAUAUUUUGUGAUGUAUGUUCCUGUCUUUCCAAUGCCGUGAUCAGUCCCGCAGUUGUACAAGUUCAAUGCACCAAUCGCGUGGUGUCCGUAACGCUGAAGACCGAGGGGGAAUUCAACGGGGUACUAUAUGUGGGACUGCACAAUAAGGAAUGCCGGAUGCUGGGGAAAGGACAGAAGAAGCUGGAGUUCUCGUUGCCGGUUAAGCAGUGCGGCAUUGUUACCGUUAAAUCACCGACGGAUGCCAACAAAGUAGUCCACAAAGUGCAGAUCUACGUGCAGCAUCAUCCCAUGCUGCAGAUGGAGAAAGACCAGCGGUCCAUUGAGGAGUGCGUCGCCGCGUCGGAUCCGUCAGCGGUGGGCGAGGGCUUCAUCAGCGACGCGGCCAACACCGUGGAAGUCAUUGCUCCGGCCUGGAUGGAGAUUGUGCGCGGUGCACAGGCCGACGGGCCGAAAAUCCGCGGACCAGUCGUGCUGGGCGAGACCAUCAGUGUACUGACUAAAGUCAAUGCCAAACAAGGACAAGACGCUUUAGUUACGCACUGCUUAGCCAGCGACGGGACAUCGUCGGAUCCGGAAUUGCUGAUUGGUGACGAUGGGUGUGCAACGGAUAACUCCAUCGUCCCAGCGUUUGCCAAGAUCUCCGGCAACACCGGCCCGUUGACCUUUUGGACGAAAUUCCCGGCGUUCAAGUUCCCCGACCGGCAGCGCUUGUAUCUGACGUGUCAGGUGGUCAUUUGCGAUGGCACCUGUCCGCAGCCACGGUGUACGCGGAAACCCCGUCAGGUAGUUGGUCCUAAUGACGGCUGGAAACCAGCCAACCAAGUAACCGAACUGGACGUGGCCAACUCCGUCCAAGUCGUCAACUCCGAUCUGGAAGGUCAAGUGGCAGCCGAUCCGUACGCUCUGGAGGAGAAAGACGAGAACCGCAUCUGUUGGCCGUUGAAGAACCUCAUGACCGCCAUCGGGAUCCUGGCGGCCAUCUUGUUAAUCGCUCUAAUCCUCGCUAUUUGUUUCUGGUGGAACCGGCGUCAACGUCGUCGCAAACAGAUGGACGACUCGUACGGAACACAGACCAACAGUCUGUACAAUCCCAGCACGAAUUACUACUACAUGGACCAGUAUGGGGAUUCGCAGAACUACUCGGGGAACGGGCAGUCGGUUAAUGGGCGCUCGCAUGCCGGUAGCCAGCAGCCGCCGCGGACGUACCGCUCGGAAACAUCACAUUAGCGGGACUGCAUUGUUCCUCUGCGCUUGGUACCGGCGGUCGAUAAUGCCGCUGGUUGUGUGUGCUAAAUGACCCAUGUUGUUGCCAAAUUGCUGCCAAAACUCUGACAGAAUGUAUGCGCUCUCUGGUGCACCAGGGAAAUUUGUUAUUAAUAAAGAAUUAAAAC
This is a messenger RNA of Paramacrobiotus metropolitanus, 1753 nucleotides long. Its product is annotated as cuticlin-4-like. Bases 327 to 1589 code for a protein of 420 amino acids. Lineage: Eukaryota; Metazoa; Tardigrada; Eutardigrada; Parachela; Macrobiotidae. The record is from RefSeq and is a predicted model, not a curated record. The transcript has 6 exons.